AUGAUUCCUGUGCGUGUCAAUGGGAGGUAUCGGCUGAAAGACAAAGUAGGGUCAGGUGCUUAUGGUGAAGUGUAUCAUGCAAGUGAUAUCAUUGGCGAAUGCUUGGAGCACAAGUAUAAUGUGCUCAGGCAACUUGGUGAUACUGUUGGCAUCCCCCAUGUCCACUGGUUUGGACGGGAGGACAGUUAUGAUGCCCUAGUCCUUGAUCAUCUUGGACAGUCGCUUGAGAGUGUAUUCAAGGCAUAUCAACACUCAUUCAGCCACAACACUAUAGUGUUCAUAGCUCAUCAGCUCGUCUGCCGCCUCCAGUACAUUCACUCCAAACACUUCAUUCAUCGCAACUUGAAGCCCAACGACAUUCUUAUCGGAACUGGCAAGGAUGCAGCACAAGAUUUUUCUUCUUUCACAUCCAUUAAUAGCCAUGCAGGUAUGGAGCUAGGACAUCGUGAUGAUAUCGAGUCCCUCGCAUACCUCUUAAUCUACCUAUUUUGUGGAUCUCUACCUUGGCUUUGCUGUAGUGGCAUCUCUGACAAGCAAGUUGUUGAGAUGAAGUACGAUACGAUGAAGUUGUGCCAAGACCUUCCUGAAGAGGUUGAACAGAUCCUCACCUAUUCAUGUUCCCUCUCGUUUGACCAGAAACCAGACUAUGCAUUCUUAUGUCGCCUUCUUCAGCGCAUCAACAUUGUUGACUUAAACGGUCUGCAGGUCUAUGUCACACAAUAA
Suillus bovinus is the source of this 723-nucleotide messenger RNA. RefSeq names its product kinase-like domain-containing protein. Gene Ontology annotation, biological process: endocytosis; peptidyl-serine phosphorylation; signal transduction. Gene Ontology annotation, cellular component: nucleus; cytoplasm. Lineage: Eukaryota; Fungi; Basidiomycota; Agaricomycetes; Boletales; Suillaceae. The coding region runs from base 1 to 723 and encodes 240 amino acids. The transcript has 6 exons. Gene Ontology annotation, molecular function: ATP binding; protein serine/threonine kinase activity. The record is from RefSeq and is a predicted model, not a curated record.